UCCUAUCCACGUAGACAUUUUCUAAUUUCCUGUUAAAGGUGUGUUGGAAAUUGCGAUCAGGCCGGAUCACGGUUCAGAAUCCUAUCAUCGGUGAACCAUAGAAAGGUAUUUGAUUCCACUGAAUGAAAUACUUGUACGAGGGGAAUUUGUCGUGCCAGCGGACGCCAUUUUCGCUGCGAGCAUCGGCCACGUCCUAACUUGAUGGCAAGAGAUUCGGAUUCGUUAAUGUGUUUCCAUCGUCGAGGACCGUGUUGUUGAAUCUUCUGCGCAUAAAAAGCGAGUUUCGCAUAUUUAAACAUGCCACUCAGGUUAGAUAUCAAGCGGAAGCUCACUGCCCGCUCGGACAGAGUGAAGAGCAUAGAUCUUCAUCCGACAGAGCCCUGGAUGCUCUGUUCCUUGUACCAAGGAAAUGUUAAUAUUUGGAACCAUGAGACGCAAACGCUGGUUAAAACCUUCGAAGUCUGCGAAGUCCCAGUCAGAACAGCCAAAUUCGUACCUAGGAAGAAUUGGGUUGUUACCGGAGCAGACGACAUGUUAAUUAAAGUUUUCAAUUACAACACAUUGGAGAGGGUACACUCCUUCGAAGCGCACAGCGACUACAUUAGGUGCAUAGCAGUGCAUCCGACGCAACCAUUUAUAUUAACUAGUAGCGAUGACAUGUUGAUCAAAUUAUGGAACUGGGAGAAGGCGUGGAUAGGGCAACAAGUUUUCGAGGGGCACACCCAUUACGUAAUGCAAAUUGUGUUCAAUCCGAAAGACAACAAUACGUUUGCCAGCGCCUCCUUAGACAGAACAGUGAAAGUAUGGCAACUAGGUUCCUCCACAGCUAAUUUUACGUUAGAAGGUCACGAGAAAGGUGUCAACUGCGUGGAUUAUUAUCACGGCGGUGACAAACCGUACUUAAUAUCGGGAGCCGACGAUAAAUAUGUUAAGAUUUGGGAUUACCAGAACAAGACUUGUGUACAGACACUGGAGGGACAUACGCAGAAUAUUUCAGCUGUUUGUUUCCAUCCAGAAUUGCCGAUCAUUCUUACCGGCUCGGAAGAUGGAACAGUGAGGAUAUGGCACUCGGGAACCUACAGAUUAGAAUCCUCCCUGAACUAUGGCUUCGAGCGAGUGUGGACGAUAGCCUGCAUGCGAGGCUCCAACAAUGUUGCAAUCGGUUACGACGAGGGCAGCGUUAUGGUGAAGGUUGGCAGAGAAGAGCCAGCAGUCUCCAUGGACUCGUUGGGUGGUAAAAUCGUCUGGGCCAAACACAGUGAAGUACAACAAGUCAAUCUCAAGGCCUUAGGGGAGGAAGCGCCGGACGGGGAACGGUUGCCGUUGGUGGUGAAAGACAUGGGUGCUUGUGAAAUUUAUCCGCAAACCAUCCAACACAACCCUAAUGGGAGAUUCCUGGUGGUCUGCGGCGAUGGAGAAUACAUUAUUUACACGUCCAUGGCACUAAGAAACAAAGCGUUCGGUCAAGCAUCGGAAUUCGUAUGGGCCGCAGACUCGAGUCAGUACGCUGUCAGAGAGAGCAACACCACUGUUAAAGUCUUCAAGACCUUCAAGGAAAAGAAAAGCUUCAAACCCGACUUCGGGGCUGACGGCAUUUUUGGUGGAUUUUUGUUGGGAGUAUCUUCAGGAUCAGGCCUAUCCUUCUUCGACUGGGACACGCUGAAAUUGAUUCGCCGUAUAGACAUUCAACCGACGCACGUUUACUGGGCAGAAAACGCUUCACUGGUAGCACUAGCCACAUCCGAUCAAUAUUUUAUCCUUAAGUAUCAUGCGGAUACCGUUGCAGACGCACCAGAGAAUUCAGAAGACAUCGAGGACGCAUUCGAGAUGGUCGCUGAAAUGAGCGAAGUGGUGAAGACGGGUCUCUGGGUCGGUGAUUGCUUCAUUUACACGAACAGCGUGAACCGGGUGAACUACUUCGUCGGCGGAGAAGUGGUGACCAUCUCGCAUUUAGAUAGACCCAUGUACCUGCUCGGUUACGUGCCCAGAGACAACAGAUUGUACCUGUGCGACAAAGAGCUAUCCGUCGUCUCCUAUUCUCUGUUGCUGUCCGUGCUCGAGUAUCAAACGGCGGUGAUGCGAAAAGACUUCGAGACCGCCGAUAGAGUGCUACCGACGGUACCGAAAGAACACCGCACCAGGGUCGCACACUUCUUGGAGAAACAGGGAUUCAAGGAGCAGGCAUUAGCUGUGUCGACAGACCCAGAGCACAGGUUUGAGUUGGCUCUGGCGUUAGGAGAUCUCACGACAGCCCACACGCUUGCCAAAGAAGCUAACAGUCAGCAAAAAUGGCGACAAUUAGCGUCCCUGGCUACUCAGAAAGGCAAACUGUGCUUAGCGCAGGAGUGUCUGCAUCAAGCACAAGAUUUCGGGGGACUUCUGUUGCUGGCGACCAGCACCGGAAACGCGGACAUGAUACAGAAACUCGGCAAUGACUCGGACGACAUGGGGAAGAACAAUAUCUCGUUCCUGUCGUACUUUAUUUUAGGAGAUUUUGACAAAUGCUUAGAAAUCCUCAUCAAGACAGACAGAAUACCAGAGGCCGCGUUCUUCGCGAGAACGUACGUGCCCAGCAGGAUCUCGUGUAUCGUGAAACUCUGGAAGGAGAAGCUGUCGGCAGUGAACGAAAAGGCUGGGCAGAGCCUGGCCGAUCCAGAACAGUACGAGAACCUGUUUCCAGGGUACAGCGAAGCGCUCAAGGUAGAACAGUUUUUAAGGGAGGAGAGUCGGAAGAAGAUCCCAGCCUCCGCGUUCCCCAUGGUCCAGCCGAACGUGGAGCGAAAACCCGUGGAGGACAUGUUGGCGGCAGAGCAGACGAAUCGAUUCACUUACAAAUCCGGUAACAUCGGCGCCAGCGAACCGGAAGUGCCAUCUACCGAAGUUUUGACCGACAGGUUACUGGAUCUGGAUAUCGGUAAGGUAGCAACUCCGUCCACCGAGAUGCCGGCCGUUCCGGAGAAGACGAGAACCACCAGCAGCUCGAGGCCGCUGACGGUGGACGACGAUGAUCUGGACCUAGAUCUCGAGAUCGAUGAUACCAUCGACACGACUUGCUUCUGAAAGACAAAGGUGUGACUCUCGACGACGACCUUCUCGAGGAAGAUUAGCCGUUCGAUUGGAAGGCGAGCAGCGCGGUUGUCGCGUGAUUUCCAUUCUCCUUCCGUCAGUCAUUCCCCGCGUCGCCGAUCAGAGUCGUUUAGAAAAUCAAGUAUUACUGUUGGAGGACAUUUUUGUGCGCGAGUGUUUUUAUCAACGCAUCAUCCGAUUCAGAAUAUAUAAACGCAGUCUGCACACGUCGGAGUUUGUCCCCGUGUGCCGGAGAUUAAAUAUAUUAUUAAUAUAACACAGAAAAAACCGUCUGCGGCACGUUUUUAAUAUCUCUCUUGUCUCACUUCCUUUCGCAGCCCGAUCCUUCGGAAGACGCCUAAGAAAAUCCCCCACAUACACACACACGCGCGCGCACGAGCGCGCGCGGGCGUCACUCUGGGAAGGUAAAUGGAGAACCGUGUGCACAAACAACUAAUGUAUUUGCCGAAGAAUUAGAUAGAUUAUUAGGAUAAGAGAGAAAAGCAGUGCGUCGGAACCUUAGCCACUACUUCCUGUUCUCUGUCCCGAGGACCUGCACGAGAUAGCACACAUCUAGGAAUGUAACAGGAUUAGAUACCGGCAUUUAUCUGAUUUCUACCCAAUGUUAAACAUAGUUGUAGGUAUACUGCCUCUUGCGAGGAGACUCUCUACGUAAAACAACACUGUACAGUCGUAUUAAAUAUACUUAUUUGUAUAACAGA
Megalopta genalis is the source of this 3788-nucleotide messenger RNA. RefSeq names its product coatomer subunit beta' (gene beta'COP). The record is from RefSeq and is a predicted model, not a curated record. NCBI's taxonomy places the organism in Eukaryota, Metazoa, Arthropoda, Insecta, Hymenoptera, Halictidae. Gene Ontology annotation, cellular component: COPI vesicle coat. Gene Ontology annotation, molecular function: structural molecule activity; protein binding. Gene Ontology annotation, biological process: intracellular protein transport; retrograde vesicle-mediated transport, Golgi to endoplasmic reticulum; endoplasmic reticulum to Golgi vesicle-mediated transport.